Arachis ipaensis is the source of this 1432-nucleotide messenger RNA. RefSeq lists its product as uncharacterized. NCBI's taxonomy places the organism in Eukaryota, Viridiplantae, Streptophyta, Magnoliopsida, Fabales, Fabaceae. The record is from RefSeq and is a predicted model, not a curated record.
CUUUGUCGUCCUCGAUAUCUGCAAAUGGCAAUAACAUUGAAACUAGAACAAAUGAUACCAAUCCCAUUCCGAUCCUACAAAAAGCAUGUUAUAUAUGGAUUUAAUUAAAAACCAUACAUGCAUCGAUGUAAACGUAGUAGUAGGGGGCAUUCAAAAGUGAGAAUGAGGACUAAAGUGAUAGCAAGAAUGACGCUAUGUUUCUUGCUUUCGGCUCUUUGAUUUUGCUCUUUACGAUGAUGGAAUGUCUUGUGUGUUGGGUGUAGCAGCAAGCAAGCACAAAAUCCCCCUUCUCUCCUGCAGGAGGUGAGAGAAACUAGAAAGAGAUUGAUGCUUACAUUUUCAACAAAGCAAAGCAGAAGAAGCUAAGAAAGCCAAUAAUAAAAGGAAAAGCGCAAAAUCGUAUUUGAACCCUUUUGGGGUUAAAAUAUUCAUAACUUGGGUGAAAUACCAUUCUAUUUUGCUUUAAUUUGUACCUUGGCUUCGUCUUUGCACUGUGCGUCACUAGUCUCUCUCUCUCUCUCUACUCCUUUUUAUGCUGCUCACUGUCCCCUCUCUUUUCCUCUUUCUUUUUCCUCUCUCUACUGGAACAACACAUACACAACACUAAAUUAAAGUGAGAGCACUGCUUCUGGCAUGAACUUACAGGUUCAUGGGAUUUUCAUGCGCGGAUCAUUUCAUUCUUCUUUCAUUUGUUGUGUAUUGCAUUAUUGUCAGGAUGAAAAGGAGGGAGAUGAGAAUGGGAGCAGUGCAAUAACUCAGCAAGGUCAAGGAAGGGCCUUCAUAAUGGAAGUGCAUCAUCAUCAGCAUAGUAAUAAUGAGAACAACACAGAUUUCUUUCCAGUGGAACACCCCAUGGAGCCUACAGAUGAAGAUCGUCCAGUCAAAUGCCCAAUGCCCGAGUCAUCCGUUAUCAAUAACAACGAUGGUGGCGUGCAUGAUAAAAGACAUGCAGAAAGCUUAAGGAAGAGAGUAGAGAUAUCUGAAGCCACAGUGGAAGGAGGAAGAGUGGCUACCUUGGAUACAGAGCCUCGUGCUCGAGGAGUCCGAAAGAGGCACCACACCCUCACACAUGGAGGAGACCUUGUAAUGACUCCAUUAAUCAGAAUGCCAACGCCUCCUCCCCUCCCCUCACACCAGAAUAUUGCCAUCUUUGAAAUGCUUCAGCAGUUGGACAAAUUUGAGCCUUAAUUUUUUUUAUAAAUUUUAAGGGAAGAUAGAAAGAGGAAGUUCCAUCACAACAUUAUAUGUAAUCAUAAUGCAUUUUGAUUUCAUAUUGGUUUAGAGAACAAGAGGAGAAGCAUAGUUACCGCAUACUACUCAUUAUAUAUCGUGGUAUAAGAAAAAUGUACCUCUCAUGUGUUUCACUAAAUCCAGACAUUAUUAUACCUUAUGUCAAUUAUAAAGACUAAAUCAAUAUUUUAUGAGCUUAAAA